AUGGUUGAGUUAGAUUUAAUAUUCAAGUAUAAAAAUAAUGCUGAUUUUUCUAUAUCGGUAAAAAUGGUUUUAGCAUUGGCAUUUGUUAAAAUUGACGAUUUAGACACAGCAAUAAAGGCAUUAAAUGAACAUGUAUUUCCAGAGUUGUUGCCUCUUUUAGAUUGGUUCGAGGAAUACUAUGUUGGUAGAACAAUACGAAAUCGGCGACGACCUGCUCGUUUUCCACCUGCAUUGUGGAAUGUUCAUGAACGGAUAUUAAAUAAAGAAGACAGAACAAAUAAUCACGCUGAAGCAUCCAAUAGACGACUGAAUCUACAAAUGGGUGUACAACAUCCAACAUUGUGGACAUUUAUUUCAAAUUUAAGGAAGGUGCAAUCAGGUCGUGAUAUAUUUUAUCAACAAUUAGAAGCUGGAAAUAGUCUUUCAAAAAAGAAAAAAAAAUUUAUUGAUGUCGAUAAAAGAAUUUUUAAAAUUGUAAAGGAUUACAACAACCGCAACAUAAUUGUUUUUUAA
Molecule: messenger RNA, 513 nt
Organism: Sipha flava (yellow sugarcane aphid)
Lineage: Eukaryota; Metazoa; Arthropoda; Insecta; Hemiptera; Aphididae
Exons: 1
Coding region: 1-513 (170 amino acids)
Source: RefSeq, a predicted model, not a curated record